Molecule: messenger RNA, 2943 nt
Organism: Arachis stenosperma
Lineage: Eukaryota; Viridiplantae; Streptophyta; Magnoliopsida; Fabales; Fabaceae
Product: probable inactive leucine-rich repeat receptor-like protein kinase At3g03770
Exons: 7
Coding region: 202-2835 (877 amino acids)
Biological process (GO): protein phosphorylation
Cellular component (GO): membrane
Molecular function (GO): protein binding; ATP binding; protein kinase activity
Source: RefSeq, a predicted model, not a curated record
GUGUUUAAUCAAAUACAAUUCACACUUGAAUAUAGAAGAUUAAGGUGAACCUUAACAAGAAAAAUAAUGUCUUUUGGGGUUUCCCUUCAUUGUUCAUGAUAAGGGAUAACACUCGGACACAACUUGGUAUCAUGCCCAUGGAGGAUCAGAAAGAGAAACCAUAGUGAAACAGAAAAUAGCUACACAGUUUUUCUGCUGAAGAUGGCAAAACCAGUUUCCAAUUCCAAUUCCAAUUCCCACUCACACCUAAUUCCAUUACUCAUUUUGAUCCUGUUCUUUUCCACCACCUUCCAUCUCUCAGAGCAGUUACAAUUUUCUCAGACCCAAACACUUCAAAACUUCCAGAACCUUCUUGGCUACCCCCAAGAACUUUUAACCCUCAACACCAACACAGACUUCUGCAACAUUGAACCAACCCCACACUUCACACUCGUUUGCUAUGAAGAAAAUCUCACACAGCUGCAUGUUGUUGGCAACGGUUUCAGUCCCAACGCAUUGCCACAGAACUUCUCAUCACAAACACUAUUCGCCACACUCGCCACACUCUCAAGCUUAAAAGUCCUCACUCUCGUUUCUCUUGGUCUCUGGGGUCCAAUACCUCCAACCAUUUCUCAGUUAUCUUCUCUUGAAAUACUCAACAUAAGUUCAAACCAUUUCACUGGUGUUGUUCCGUCACAGAUUUCACUUCUCAAGAACCUUCAAUCACUGGUUCUUGAUAACAACCUUUUACAAGGCGUUAUUCCAAGCGAAAUAGGGACUCUUCAAGGCUUGGCUGUGCUUAGUAUGAAGAACAAUUCGCUCAGUGGAACCGUUCCAGAUUCAGUUAGAACAUUACAAACUCUGCGAGUUUUGGAUUUGUCAAAUAACAAAAUCUCAGGGGAUUUACCUAGCCUUCGCCAUCUGUCGAACCUUCAAGAUCUUAACCUGGAGAACAACAAAUUCGGGCCUCAUUUUCCAUCUCUUCCAACUAAAUUGGUUUCGCUUGUUCUAAAGAAUAACAGCUUUAAGCUUGGUCUUCCUUCGGGAUUAGUCACUUUCUACCAGCUUCAGAAACUCGACGUUUCGCUUAACGGUUUCGUUGGGCCGUUCUUGCCUGCAUUGUUAUCUCUUCCUUCUCUUAGUUACCUUGAUGCGUCCUCAAACAAGUUCACCGGAAUGCUGUUCAAGAACGACACGUGUAAUGAUGAGCUUGUUUUCGUGAACUUGUCUUCGAAUCUGUUGAGAGGGGAACUUCCCACAUGUUUGAAACCAGUGGCCAAUAAGCCGGUGGUUCUAUACGCCGGGAAUUGUUUAUCGAACGACGAUGGCCGGAAUCAGAACCCUGUCCGCUUCUGCAGCAACGAGGCUAUUGCUGUUAAAAUCAUGCCUCCUCAAGAGAAUCACAAGAGGACAACCGGAAAAACGGUUCUCGUGUCCAGUAUGGGAGGGAUAGUUGGUGGAGCAUUGAUUGUUGGAGUGGUUAUUUUGGUAGUUAGCCGGGUUCAUAAGAAGGGUAGUGUUGUAAAAACACCUGUGAAACCGACCUUGGAGAUUGUUAUCAGCCAGGCGAAAAAGGAAGAGGAAGACGAAGACAAAGAGGACGAAGAAAAGGAAAAGGAAAAGGAAGGCAUGGUAGCUGCUUCUUCAAGAUCCUUGUCCAUAUCCGUGUUGCAGCGGAUCAUGAAAAGGGUGCCGGAUAAGGGCGCUGUGGAGUCGUUUACAAGGUCCAUGAAGGAGCAUGUCAUGAACAGAAUGCAUAACAAAAAUGGUGUGAGGACAAGUACAAGGUCUAUAAUAGAACAUGCAUCUUCAGUCAACACUGCAAAGCUGCUCACAGAUGCAAGGUAUAUAUCAGAAACAAUGAAGAUGGGAGCCAGCUUUCCAGCUUACAGAACCUUUGCUUUGGAUGAACUGAAGGAAGCUACAAAUAAUUUUGAUGCAUCAAGUUUCGUUAGUGAGGGUCCACAUGGCCAGAUAUAUAAGGGGGUGCUCUCCGAUGGAAUGCCUAUUACAAUCAGAGGAUUGAAAAUGCGAAAGAGACAUAGCCCUCAAAAUUACAUGCACCACAUUGAGUUGAUUUCGAAACUUCGGCAUUCACACUUGAUCAAUGCUCUUGGUCAUUCAUUUGAAUGCAACCAGGAUGAUUCAAGCGUCAGCACUAUAUUCCUCAUAUUUGAGUUCGUUCCAAACAAGAGUUUAAGGAGUUAUGUGUCUGUGUCAGCAGGAUCACCUAGUGAAAAGCUUUCUUGGACACAGAGGAUAUUAGCCGCGAUUGGAGUGGUAAAAGGCAUUCAAUUCUUGCACACAGGGAUAGUGCCUGGACUAUAUUCCAAUAAUCUGAAGAUAACUGAUGUUCUUUUGGAUAACAAUCAUAAUGUUAAAAUAAGCAGUUAUAAUCUGCCACUCUCUGCAGAAACUAGAAGACUGGUCAGCAAUGGACCUUACCCUGGAUUAAAAGGAAACUUCCAAGAAAGGAUAAUGGAUGCAGACAAGAAUGAUGUCUAUGAUAUUGGGGUAAUCUUGCUUGAAACCAUUUUGGGUCGACCAUUGAUGUUCCACAAUGAAGUUGGCACUCUCAAAGAUCUUUUACAAGUAAGCAUAAAAACUGAUGAUAUGGCAAGGAGGAGUAUUGUUGACCCAGCAGUUCACAAGGAAUGCUCAAAUGAAUCAUUAAUGACAAUGAUGGAGAUUUGUGUAAGGUGCCUCUCCAAUGAUCCUACUGAAAGGCCUUCUGUGGAUGAUGUUCUCUGGAAUCUGCAUUUCGCUGUGCAAGUUCAGAAUUCUUGGAGGAGAGACUCUAAUGAUCAGAGAGGCUCACCUGCAUCAUCAUCCUCCCAUGAGACAAGAGUUGUAUGAAUAUGAAGAAGUCCUCCAUGGAACUUAUAGAGGAAUGUGUUUGCUACCAUGUAUGUACAAAAGUUUGAUCAUAUACAGAUUGGAUGAGCUUGAUUAUCAGUUUUUAAA